AAUUAGCCAGGCACGAUCACCACACUAUCGUAUAAAUAUACCACAAAACAAAUAAUAAUUCUCAUUCUCUCUUUGUCGGCUUCUUAUAAAGCAUGUAAGUAGUGAUAAAGUAAUAAAAUGGGAUUUUAUUGGAUUUAUUCUUACUCCCACGAAUUGAGGUUUCCAACAUGCUGCUUAACCAGGAGGGUAACAAAUUCACCGAGAAAGAACUAUCCUGUGAUUGGAUAUUAAGCUCCCUUCCCAUGGUGACCACUUUAAUCAGUGGUCGCCAUGUCAUCAUCGACUACAUGUCUGACCAGCAGCUUACAGAAACCUACUUUAUGAUUCAAGAAGCCGCACAAAAUGGAGACGGAUACGGCAUCGACGAGUUCGACUCCGAAAAGGACUUCCGCCGGGAAAUCGAAGGAAGUGACUGCUUUGCCGUGAUAUGCAAGGAAAAUGGCGAACUGUUAGCUGGUUUCAUUUUGGCAGAGAGCAAGUUCUAUCGCGGUGUCAAUGGGGUAGUUGAUCCAUUUAUUAUUGUCAAACGCUCAGAAAGAAAUCAGAAACUGGGAGAAUUCUGUAUGAGAAAGGCCAUAAACUUUUCAAAGAAACUUGGAUAUAUGGGCAUGUAUGUGGACACAUUUUCUAACAAUAUAGCCGUGCUCAGAAUCAUUGAGAAGAUUGGAGAGUUUCAGAAAGUGGGCUUUCUUCCACUCGGUGGGAGGCUACAUAAUGGACAGUUCGUGGGAUCAGUGAUCUACUAUCGGGAUUUACAGAUCAAUCCGUCAGAUGACACGUGAAUAUUUUAUGAAUUCUAUUAUGGACGAUCUAAUAUCCAAUUAGGUCAACACCUUUUGAAAUCAUUUGUCAGGACCAGUUUUACUUGGUGGUCAUAUCAAAGUUGCAGCGACAAUUAGCAAGGAAUUUUCCAGUUGGAUUCCUAUUGCAGUGGUGGGUCCUUGAGCAACUAAGAGAAUCAAUGGUCUAAAGGACCCUCAACAUUCCAUGUAACAGCAAAACAUUCCUGCCUUUACAAUACUGUGAUAAAGUCAGUUAUGUAAAUUUUAACUUUAAUCAAUGACAUUAAAUAUAUUUUUACAAUUAUCUUCAAAAUAUACAAAUACAUGACUAA
Molecule: messenger RNA, 1114 nt
Organism: Saccostrea echinata
Lineage: Eukaryota; Metazoa; Mollusca; Bivalvia; Ostreida; Ostreidae
Exons: 2
Coding region: 168-782 (204 amino acids)
Molecular function (GO): acyltransferase activity, transferring groups other than amino-acyl groups
Source: RefSeq, a predicted model, not a curated record